AGGAUCUAGUAGGAACUAAACAAGCUGUCAAGUCUUGAACACAGCAGGACAGGCGCGAUUGACGGAAAGACAAGGUUGAGGUUGCACUAGUUUUUUUUUAAAUUAUUAUUCCUGCGUUAUUUAUUGUUGCCGAUACCUGGACCACAAUGCGUCUUAUCCAGAACAUGUGCACUAUCACGGAAUACCCACCGGGCACCAGCGCGGACUGUGCUGGGAGCAGCACGGUGCCCCCAGGCAGUAGGGUCAUCAAGAUAGCGGUGGUUGGAAGCAGUGGAGUUGGCAAAACAGCUUUGGUGGUUAGGUUUCUCACCAAGCGAUUUAUUGGGGACUAUGAACGUAAUGCAGGAAAUCUGUACAGCAGACAAGUGCAGAUAGAUGGAAUGAAUCUUGCCAUUCAAGUGCAGGAUACACCUGGCGUACAGAUAAAUGAGCAGAGUCUGGAGUGUAAUGAACAGCUAAAUAGAUCUAUCAGAUGGGCAGAUGCUGUUGUAAUAGUGUUCUCCAUCACUGAUUGCAAGAGCUAUGAACUGAUAAGUCACCUGCAUCAGCAUGUGAGACAUCUCCAUCCUGAUAACAGAAUACCCAUUGUUAUUGUUGCCAACAAAGCAGACCUUCUUCACCUAAAACAGAUAGAACCUCAGCAUGGUCUCCAGCUUGCCAAUAUGCUGGGUUGCACCUUCUAUGAAGUUAGUGUAAGUGAGAACUAUAUUGAUGUCUACAAUGCAUUCCAGGUACUAUGUAAAGAGAUUAGCAAACAUCAGUCCACAGGAACACCAGAAAAGAGGAAAAAUUCCAUCAUUCCACGACCAAAGUCACCAAACAUGCAGGAUUUAAAAAGACGAUUUAAGCAGGUACUGUCUGCCAAAGUGAGGACUGCCACGUCUGUCUGAAAGGUGACUCCAUGAGGUGUUUAUUUGUUUUUCCCCAAAAAAAGAGCUCAUGAAAUUGCUGGGAUAUGGAAUGUUAAACUUUGGCAUUACUGAGUUAGAGGAAGUACAGCAAUGAGCAGAAGAAACAUGAUGUCUGCGUGAAGCAGCAGUAGUGUUGGUGGUUGAAGAGGCAAAUAUGGAAGAAAGUUGAGAAACAUAUUAAAUACAGUGACUUGAAAGAGGUUGCAAUAUAGUAUAAGUGCCACACAGUGGGAUGCCUUGAAAGUUUUCUUGAUAUUAUGUUGCAUGGGUGAAAGUUUGGAGACAAUUUUGAGAAGAAAAAAAAAACAUUCCCAUGCUUGGUUUUCAUUUUCACUGUGUAAAUUCUAUACAGUUCUUACAAGUGUUUUACUUUACAUUUACCUUGCAAAUGGACAGUUAUUAUGUUUUUUACUAUAUGAGCACAGACUGUUAAUAGUGAGAAUUUGGGACUUGAGAGACAAAAGUUUGGGUUAUAUCAUGCCCACUAUUUCGUGGCUGCACUGAUGCAAGCGUGGUCUUUCACAGCUCAGUAAAUUUGUUCAUGUGGGUUUGCAUUAAUGUGCUUAAUAGUCUUGUUGUGGCCAACCUGGGUAAUGUCUCCACUAUUUCUUCCUAGAGGCAUUAAAUAGUUAGCGUGGUUGCAGAUCACAAUUUAUCUGAAAAAUAAACCAUUAUUUGAUAGGCAAAUACCACCAAUUCUUAUGCUUAGCCUCAUUUUUGAAUCUCAAAUGGCUAAGUGUUGUUUGACUUGCACUUUAAAAGCCAAAUGUGCUUUUGCUUUGUAAACUGUAAUUUAUUUAUUUUUAUGUACAAUAAAGCUCCAGAUGGAGAUGACUUUUUAACAAA
Messenger RNA from Bombina bombina (fire-bellied toad), 1757 nucleotides. RefSeq names its product RAS like family 11 member B (gene RASL11B). Gene Ontology annotation, molecular function: GTP binding; GTPase activity. The coding region runs from base 147 to 890 and encodes 247 amino acids. The transcript has 4 exons. The record is from RefSeq and is a predicted model, not a curated record. Lineage: Eukaryota; Metazoa; Chordata; Amphibia; Anura; Bombinatoridae.